Theobroma cacao (cacao) is the source of this 1576-nucleotide messenger RNA. The record is from RefSeq and is a predicted model, not a curated record. Lineage: Eukaryota; Viridiplantae; Streptophyta; Magnoliopsida; Malvales; Malvaceae.
UCUGCUCCCAACUUCCCCCCACUCUGCCUCUUCCCCUUCCCUUUUUUAUUUAUCUCCCUUCACUUCCUCUAUCUGUCCGUUUCCUUCCUUUUGUUUCUUUCUUUCCAUCUAUGUAUCUUUCGCGUUUUUGAGGUCAAUACUUUCAGAUCCUAAAUGAUCCGUUCAUCUCUUUGAUUUCUUCGCCAGAAACGUUACAUUUUGAGAUUGGUUUGGGAUUGUAGGAUCUGGAGAGUUACUGUUGUUGGAACUGAAUCAAAGGAGCUUGCAUAUCGCAGUAACAACUUAGGUGGCCUUUGACUUUAUUCCUGUUGGAUGGUGGCAAGACAAUGUAUCAGGAACACAUGUCGAAAAACUGAGAUAGGCAGAUUCUCAGUGGACACUCUUCGGAGAGCUAUAUAAUUUAUAGUAGUUUUGGUUUUAAUAUAGGAAAAUGUUAGGAGGCAACAACAGUAAUCCUGUGCUUCCCAGUUUCCUGGAUGAGAAUCGUUUUCAGUAUCAGACUAAUGCAUCAAAUCAACUGCAGUUAUUUGGAAGUUUGCCAGCUGGGUGUACCAUUGAUCCUGUAAAUUUUGUUGGAAAUGACCAUCUCACUUCCAUGAUUCGGCCCAGUAAAAGAGGCAGGGAAACAGAAGAUAUUCAAAGGCAGCAAAAGCUACAAAUUUCGUUGAAUUAUAAUGUUUGUCAAGAGGAAGCUGACCGCUCAGCUAGCAAUCCAAAUCCUAAUGCUGUGUCAACUGGGUUACGGCUAUCAUAUGAUGAUGAUGAACGGAACUCAUCUGUGACUUCUGCAAGUGGAAGCAUGACACAAGGGCCAUCAAUGAUCUUGUCACUUGGUGACAAUGUUAGAAGCGAACUUGAUCGUCAGAAAGAGGAAUUUGAUCAAUAUAUCAAAAUUCAGGAAGAGCACUUGACAAAGGGAAUAAGAGACAUGAAGCAAAGACACAUGGCUUCUUUUCUUGCUGCUAUCGAGAAAGGUGUCAGCAAGAAGCUUAGGGAGAAAGACAUAGAACUAGAGACUACGAAUCGCAAGAAUAGGGAACUGGUUGAGAGGAUAAAGCAGGUGGCUACAGAAGCCCAGAAUUGGCACUACAGAGCAAAAUACAAUGAGUCGGUUGUUAAUGUCUUGAAGAGCAACCUUCAGCAGGCAAUCUCGCAGGGUGCUGAACAAGGGAAGGAAGGUUUUGGAGACAGUGAAGUUGAUGAUGCUGCCUCUUAUGUCGAUCCAAACAACUUUCUCAGCAUUCCAGUUGGUGCUGCAAAAUCCUUUUCCAGGAAUCACCAUGGCGCGAAAGAACAGAUGAUUUGCAGAGCAUGCAAGGCAAAGGAGGUGUCCAUUUUGUUGAUGCCGUGUAGGCACCUGUGCUUAUGUAAAGACUGUGAUGUAUUUAUCAAUGUUUGUCCUGUAUGCCAGGUAAUGAAAACCGCUGGUGUCCAAGUGUAUUUAUCCUAAACUGUGAAGCAAAUUACUCAAAGAUGAAAAGUUUAUACUUUUUCUUCCGUGAGACAUGCCGGCAAUUUCUUUCUCCAUCAGACAAUGUAUGAAAGUAAACAGAUAUCUUAAAAUGGAGUUUGCAAA